AUGGCCUCCAGCUUCCUCGACGCGGACGAGGCGUCCCCAGCGGGCUUGACAGACUUGUGCCUCACCUUUGUGAGCCAGAACCUGGAGUGCUUGUGCGUGAAGCGUGCCGACGGGUCCUUGUGCUUCAGAGAGCCCGUGCUUUUCCCUCAAGAGCUCGCAGAUCAGCUUCUUGCCAAAAUGGCAACUGAAGGUCUGCUGAACGACAGUACAGUUGGCGUGUUCCGGAACUGCGAGUACCUGCGACUGAGACGGGCUUGUGUCCGCACAGCACGCAUAUCCGCUGAGGCUUUCCAGAAAGCCCUCUGUCCUCACAGGCUGUCAGAGCUGGACGCCGCUCGGGUCAAUGCCGAUCUCACCAUCUCAGACAUUUUGCACGGGUUGGCAACAAAUAAAUACUGUCAGGAAUCACUCCAGCGAUUGGUGCUGACAGGCCUCACCAUGUCGUCCUUGGAGGAACCAAGCCACCACGGCUUCAGUGCCCUGCAGGGACUGCGCUCACUUUCUUUGGCCAACGUUGACUUCUACGACUCAGGUCUGGCCGACGUGUGCUCCUUGCCACGUUUGGAGAGCCUGGAUCUGUCCAACACGUCUGUCACCAACCUGAACCCACUGCUGGGCCUGAAGGAGAGGCUGCGCUCACUCACGCUCCACCAGCUGAAGAGGCUGGAGAUGAGCACCGCACAGUUGCUGGGUGUCAUUGGACAGCUGGAUGUGUUGCAGCACUUGGACAUAAGCGAUGACAAACAGUUCACCUCCGACGUUGCUCGUCAGCUACUGGGUCAACCUGGUAUACUACCAGCUCUUGUUUCACUAGAUGUGUCUGGAAGGAAACAGGUGACGGAUGCUGCUGUGAGGGCGUUUGUGGACGAGAGACCGCAAAUGACAUUUGUGGGACUCCUGGCCACGGAUGCCGGUUUUUCUGACUUUCUCUCUGGAGACGGAAAUCUAAAAGUAACAGGUGAAGCCAAUGAAACUCAAAUCUGCGAGGCGUUACGCCGCUAUAGCGAGCGGGAGGGCUUUGUGAGAGAGGCGCUCUUUCAUCUUUUCAGUCUCACACACGUCAUGGAGAAGCCUCGACCUGACAUUUUAAAGCUGGUUGUUCUUGGCAUGAAGAACCACCAGGCCACGCUCAACGUUCAGCUGGCAGCGAGCGCCUGUGUUUUCAACCUAACCAAACAGGACCUGGCUGCCGGGAUGCCGGUGCGCCUGCUCAGCACUGUCACUCAGCUACUUCUGGAGGCUAUGAGGACAUUUCCUAAUCACCAACAGUUGCAGAAGAACUGCCUACUGUCUCUCUGCAGCGACCGCAUUUUACAAGAGGUGCCAUUUAACAGGUUUGAGGCAGCUAAACUAGUAAUGCAGUGGCUGUGCAAUCAUGAGGACCAGAAUAUGCAGAGGAUGGCUGUGGCUAUCAUUUCCAUUCUAGCUGCUAAGUUGUCCACAGAGCAAACAGCUCAGCUGGGAGCAGAGUUGUUCAUAGUCAAGCAACUGCUCCACAUUGUGCGUCAGAAGGCCACUCAGGGCAUGGUGGACGCCACGCUUAAAUUCACCCUGAGCGCACUCUGGAACUUAACGGACGAGUCACCGACUACCUGCCGCCAUUUUAUUGAGAACAAAGGCCUGGAUCUGUUCAUUAAAGUUCUAGAGUCCUUCCCUAAUGAGUCCUCCAUUCAGCAGAAGGUUCUGGGCCUGUUGAACAACAUUGCGGAGGUUGGCGAGCUGCACAGUGAGCUGAUGGUGAACACCUUCCUGGACCACAUUAGGACUUUACUGCACAGCCCUGAAGUAGAGGUUAGCUACUUCGCAGCUGGAAUCCUGGCACACCUGACAUCACGGGGGAAAGACGCGUGGACGCUUGGGCCGGAACUCAGGUCCUCCCUACUGGAGCAGUUGCAUGACGUCAUCAUGAAGUGGCCCGCGCCAAACUGCGAGAUGGUAGCCUACAGGUCGUUUAACCCCUUUUUUCCCCUACUGGAGUGCUUUCACACGCCGGGUGUCCAACUCUGGGCUGCUUGGGCCAUGCAACAUGUCUGCAGCAAGAAUGCCGGGCGCUACUGCAGUAUGCUGUUGGAGGAAGGUGGCCUGCAGCAGUUGGAGCGCGUACACGCCAACCCACAAACGCACCCGGAUGUCGGGCAGCUGACCGAGAGCAUAUUGGAAAGCCUGGAACGCCACCAGGCGCGCACUGGACAGCACACCGCCGCCCGCAUGCCACCUCAACAAUAA
Messenger RNA from Nerophis lumbriciformis (worm pipefish), 2226 nucleotides. The record is from RefSeq and is a predicted model, not a curated record. NCBI's taxonomy places the organism in Eukaryota, Metazoa, Chordata, Actinopteri, Syngnathiformes, Syngnathidae.